Messenger RNA from Malurus melanocephalus (red-backed fairy wren), 3469 nucleotides. It is a transcript of the gene PIWIL2, whose product is annotated as piwi like RNA-mediated gene silencing 2. The record is from RefSeq and is a predicted model, not a curated record. The coding region runs from base 62 to 2839 and encodes 925 amino acids. Gene Ontology annotation, molecular function: piRNA binding; protein binding. The transcript is spliced from 20 exons. NCBI's taxonomy places the organism in Eukaryota, Metazoa, Chordata, Aves, Passeriformes, Maluridae. Gene Ontology annotation, biological process: regulatory ncRNA-mediated gene silencing. Gene Ontology annotation, cellular component: P granule.
UGCGCCGGCGGCGGUGGCGGCGGGUCCGUCGCGAGCGGCGCGCCUCGAAGGGGACACGGCCAUGGACCCGCCGCGGAUCUUCCGCCCCACCGGCCCCAGGAGCGGGCCCGGACCCGGYCCCGGUCCCGUCAUCUCCCAAGCGCGGGGGCUCCGCGGGCUCGCGGGAUUCACCCCCCGCCUGCCCUCAGCCGGCCCCGCUGAGCCUCGUCCCACGCCAUCGCCGUUUCCCGCGCUGUUCCGCGGGCUGGGUCUGGGCGAGCGGCCCCGCGAGAGGCCUGUGGGCCGGGGCGGCGCUGGCGAUGGGAAGGCUCUGGUUCAGCCCGGCCCGGUGCAGCAGGAGGAGGAGGAGGACAAGGGGGUAGCUCAGGCGGCGCUCCCCACGCGUGGGCAGAUCCUGUGGAAAGGCAGAGGGGACGCGCUGCCCACCCAGCCUGGAAGAGCCGCCGCUGCGCCCGCCCCGUGCCCACCCAGCCCCGAGCCCUGCCCGCCGCCCACACCCGACCCGCAGAGCCCCCCGGCUGCUGCCAGGCCGACUCCGGGGACAAAGCCGGGGCCGAAGGGAGCCACGGUCCCCGUGGGGCUGAACUUUGUAAAGAUCCACUGCCAGAACGAAGCUGUCUACCAGUACCAUGUUACCUUCAGCCCUGAGGUGGAGUGCAGGAGCACCCGCGUGGCCUUGCUGAAGGAGCAGCACGCCGUGACCGGGGACGUGAUGGCCUUUGACGGCUCCAUCCUCUUCCUGCCCACCCAGAUCCCCAAGGUCAGYCUGAAGGCUCAGAGGAAGGGCAGCGGGGAGGAGGUUUCCAUCAACAUCCACAUGACCAAGAUCCUGGAGCCCAGCUCAGAUCUCUGCAUCCCCUUUUACAAUGUGGUUUUCCGCAGGGUGAUGAAAAUCCUAAACAUGAGCCUGGUUGGGCGGCAUUUCUUCGAGCCUGCCCAGGCCACCACCCUWCAGAAAUACAGCCUCCAUAUCUGGCCGGGAUACGCCGUCAGCAUCCGCAGGAAGGACGGGGGGCUCUUCCUCAUGGUGGACGCCAUCCACAAGAUCAUCCGCAGCGAGUCCGUGCUGAGCGUGAUGCAAACCAUCCACUCGCAGAGCCAGAGAACAUUCCAGGAUGAGUGCACCAAGCAGCUGGUGGGGAGCGUGGUCAUGACCCGCUACAACAACCGCACCUAUCGYGUGGAUGACAUCGACUGGGACAAGACCCCCAAGGACACUUUCACCCUGGCCAGCGGCCAGGAGAUCACCUUUGUGGAGUACUACAGCAAGACCCACGGGAUCACCAUCAGGGAGCUGGACCAGCCGCUGCUCAUCCACAAGCCCAAGGAGAAACAGAUGCCAGAUGGAAAGCGCCAGCUGGAGAUGGUGCUGCUUGUCCCGGAGCUCACCUUCCUCACUGGACUCUCCGACCUCCGCAAGAACAGUCGGAUGCUGAAGGAGGUGAUGUGGGAGAUGAUCCAGAGCCCCCAGCAGCACUACCAGCGCCUCACCAACCUCCUGCGCCGCAUCCGCGACACGCCGGACGCUUCCCGGGAGCUGGAGCGCUGGGGGCUGUGCCUGGACACCGACAUCUACCGGACCCAGGGUCACGUCCUGCCCGUGGAGCGCAUCAACCUCCGGCACCGCUCCUUCCUGCCCGCCGACGACCUGAGCUGGCACCGCGAGGUGACCAAGGAGGUGCCCAUCGCCGUGAUCUCCAUCAAUUCCUGGCUCCUGCUCUAUCCYAAGCGRCUKCAGCACGUGGCCAAGGACCUGCUGGCAGCCAUGAGGGGCAGCUGUGGGGCCAUGGGGAUGCAGGUGGGACAGCCCACGGUGCAGGAGCUGCGCGAUGACCGCAUCGAGAGCUACGUCAGGGCCAUCCAGAGCUCUUUGGGGAGCCAGGACAAGGUGCAGCUGCUCCUGUGCAUCAUCCCCAGCGGUCGGGACGACGUCUACGGUGCCGUCAAGAAGCUUUGCUGCGUGCAGAGCCCAGUGCCCUCGCAGGUCAUCAACGCCCAGUCCCUGAUGGGCCAUCCUGGAAAAAUCCGCAGCGUGGUGCAGAAAGUUCUGCUGCAGAUCAACUGCAAGCUGGGCGGGCAGCUCUGGGGGGUCGAUAUCCCACUGGUAAGGCAGRAAAACCCCAAAAAGAGGCCUGGGAUGGGAUUGGAAGCACUGAGAAGGGUGAAUUGCUGGGGUGAACCAGCUGGAGAAUUGGGGUUGGAUUCUUUGGGCAUCCUCACCAAGUGGUACUCCAAGGUGGUUUUCCAGAUGCCCCACCAGGAAAUCGCCGACAGCCUCCGCCUCUGCCUCUCCCAAGCCCUCAAACGCUUCUACGAGCUGAACCACUUUCUGCCCAUGAAAAUCGUGGUGUACCGAGACGGCGUCUCCGACCCUCAGCUGGACACRGUGCUCAAAUAUGAGGUGCCCCAACUCCAGAAAAGCUUCCACACUUUCCAAAAUUACCAACCCAGCCUGGUGGUGGUGGUGGUGCAGAAACAGCUGAGCACCAACUUUUACUGCCUGACUGGAAAAGAGUUGGUGCCCCCUCCCCUGGGCACUGUCAUCGACCACAGCGUCACCAGCAGCUCGGGGUGGCAGGAUUUCUUCCUGUUGGCCCAUCACUCACGGCAGGGCUGCAGCGUCCCCACGCGCUACAUCUGCAUGUGGAACACGGCCAAGCUCAGCUCUGAGCACCUGCAGAGGCUGACCUUCAAGCUGUGCCACAUGUACUGGAACUGGCCCGGCACCGUGCGGGUGCCCGCUCCCUGCAAAUACGCCCACAAAUUGGCAUUCCUGGUGGGUCAGGUCCUGCACCACGAGCCCAGCGCCCACCUCUGCGAGCAGCUCUUCUUCCUUUAACCUUCCAGGACCUGGGAUUGCACUGGGAAAACCAGAAUUGCACUGGGAAUGCCCGAAAUUCUGCUCCCCACCACGGGGAUUUUGCUGAGUUUGCUCCCCUGCCAGCAAAAUCACGGGGAUUUUCCUCAAUUCCCCGUCUCGCUGUUGGUUUGUUGUUUUGUUUGUUGGGUUUAGAGGAUUUUUGGGAUCGUGGCACCAUCCCAGAGCUGUGGGUUCUUGGGAAUUCUCUCCAAAGGAAUAUCCCUGCUGCUUUCCCAUUAAAAGAUUUGAGUUAACGAACCCCAAAGGUGCUGCUGUCCCAACAGCUCCAAAAAUUUUGGAGGUUUUUCUCCCCAUUUUUCCAUCGCUGUGGAGGUUUAAAGUUGUUUUUUUUUUUUUUUCCUGGGAUUUUUCGAGCUGCUGUUGAACACAGCAGCUCCAGUUUGGCCGGUUCUCCCGUCCUUGAGGAGUCACUGGUUUUCCAAGGAGAAUUCUUUACGGAUUCAGGUCGUUACCCCAGGGAAAGGUUGGAAGUUUCACCUAUUUCAGGUGCUUUUUUCGUGCCUUAUUCRAGGGAAGUUGGAAUUCCCUCAUUUUUUCUGCUGUAACCAGUGUUUUUUUGGUUUGUUCCAAUAAAAUUCUUGCUCCCUC